This is a messenger RNA of Colletotrichum chrysophilum, 531 nucleotides long. RefSeq lists its product as uncharacterized. NCBI's taxonomy places the organism in Eukaryota, Fungi, Ascomycota, Sordariomycetes, Glomerellales, Glomerellaceae. The coding region runs from base 1 to 531 and encodes 176 amino acids. The transcript has 3 exons. The record is from RefSeq and is a predicted model, not a curated record.
AUGUGCCGCGGCAUGGCUGGUGCCUUCGCUAACGUACCUGCCAUCAUUCAAAAAGUCUAUGAUAAUCUCACUCCUGGUGGCUGGUACGAGGUCGGUGAUCUCGUCCUCCCCCUUGGUUGCGACGACGGAACCGUGUCCAAGGAUUCAGCCCUUUGGAAGUGGCAUGAUGCUGUUUAUCAGGCAUCGAAGCAAAUGGGUAGACCGAUCGACAGUCCGACGGUUUACAUAGAUGCCAUGAAAGCGACGGGCUUCGUUGACGUGAAGCUGCACGAGUUCAAAUGGCCUCUCAACCCGUGGCCGAAGGACCCGCACCUGCAGGUCCUCGGCGAUUGGCAAUUUCACAACCUCAGCAUGGGCCUCGAAGCAAUCUCACUUGCUCUCCUUACGCGCGUAAUGGGUUGGACCAAGGAGGAGGUCUUUGCGCUGUGCGCUUUGGCGAGGAAGGAGCUUCGCAGUCUCAAGAUCCACGCGUACUGGCGGAUACAGUGUUUGUAUGCCAGGAAGCCUGAGACAGAAGAGGAUGAGGAGUAG